AUGCCACCCCGCCGCUCGUCCCGCACAACGCGGGCAUCCGCAGAGCCAGAAUCAGCUGCACCGACAUCAAAGCGCAAGCGUGGAUCAUCAGCCAAACCUGAAGAACCCCAGGAGAUAGAGACUGUUGCCAAGCCAUCGUCACGCUCGCGCAGACCGUCCAGUCGCGCGAGCAGCGUCGGUGCACCGGCACCUGCGACGCGGAAAACGCGUGUUUCCAGGACGUCGCUCGAGCAGGUGGCGGAGAUAGACGAGGAAGACGAGGGAGAGGAGACGGAGACGGAGGCUGUUGCGCCUGCCAAGAAGAGGUCGAGAAAGUCUGACGAGUCGGUCUUUGAUGAAGAUGGGGAGGAGGAAGAGGCCCCGUCUAGAGCGCGGCGCACCACUACGCGCAAGGCACCCGCCAACAAACGCCAGACCAGAGUCGUAUCAGACGACGAGGAGGACGAGGAAGAAGUUCCCAAGCCCGCUUCCAAAGGUCGCACUAGCAGACGUGGCUCCGCCGCACCGCCAUCCUCAUCCGCGCGGCGCACCUCCGCUCGCAGUAGCAGGGGCACGAGAGGCCAGUCCGUCCUCGAGACAGACGACGAUGCACCUGUUGCAGAGACGCCCGCUAUCACGGACUUGGAUGACGACGACGAUAACGACGAACUGGCAACGCGCGCUCCCGCCAGCAAAGGACGCAAGCCCCCCUCUCGCAAAGCGUCCACCUCAUCCGUAAAGGGGCGCAAGACCGCCUCAUCCGCCAAGGCAAAAGCCAGAAUCGAAGAGCCCAUCGCAGAAGUCUCCGAACCCGAACCCGAGCCCGACGCAGAAGGCGAAGCAGAUGCAGAAGGCGAAGCGGACGACACGACGCCCAAAGCCUCGCGCACUGCCGCACCCAACGGCGCCGGCGGAAACGACUCGGACGACUCCAUGGCCGACCUCCAGUCGCAGUUCGCGCAGACGCCGCGCAAAUCCAAGCCCACCAACGCGCGCCUGCACGCCGUCGUCCGCGCCUCGCAGCAGCAGCAGGGGGCGGAAGGCGGCUCCGCGUCGCCCACGAAGUCCCCAACAAAGUCGCCGUUCGCGUCGACCAUGCCCAAACGCACGAUCGAAAAAGAGGAGCAGUCGCUCCUCGACGGGCCGCCGCGCACGCCCAGGGGAAAGGGAAAGCCGGGUGUGGUUAAUGGGUUCUCGGCGUCGCACGUGCCUGCGUCGAUGAUGCCCGACUUUGCUGUGGGCGGCGGAGAGGAGGACACGGGCCCGAAGAAGCGACUUGUGAUACAUAAGAUGGCGUUGAUCAACUUUAAGAGCUAUGCGGGGAGGCAGGAGAUUGGGCCGUUUCAUAAGUCCUUCAGCGCGAUCGUCGGCCCGAACGGCUCGGGCAAAUCGAACACGAUCGACGCGCUCCUCUUCGUGUUCGGCUACCGCGCGUCCAAGAUGCGCCAGGGCAAGCUGUCCGAGCUGAUCCACAACUCGGCCAAGUUCCCAGACCUGGACGAGUGCAGCGUCGAAGUGCACUUUCGCGAGAUUAUCGAUCUGCCAGGCCCCGACGCGUUCAAGGUCGUGCCGGGCUCGAAGCUCGUGGUGGCGCGCACGGCGUACAGGAAUAAUAGUAGCAAGUACACGAUUAACGCGCGCGCGAGCAAUUUUACGGAGGUGCAGACGCUGCUCAAGGGGCGCGGGAUCGAUCUGGACCAUAAGCGGUUUUUGAUUCUGCAGGGCGAAGUCGAGUCCAUCGCGCAGAUGAAGCCCAAAGCGCAAACGGAGCACGAAGACGGCCUGCUCGAGUACCUGGAGGACAUCAUCGGCACGACGCGGUACAAGCAGCCGAUCGAGGACGCGCUCGGCGAGAUGGAGCGCCUCACGGAGGAGCGCGGCGAGAAGCUGAACCGGCUGCGGCUCGUCGAGCGCGAGAAGAACAAGCUCGAGGAGGAGCGGCGCGAUGCGCUCGAGUAUCUGCGCCUGGUGAACGAGCAUGUGCGCGCGCAGAGUCGGCUGUGGCAGUGGUAUUUGUGGCAGUGUUUGUUGAAUGACGAGAAGUACAGCGAUAGCAUCCAAAAACUGGAGGCGGAGCUCGCGGAGGAGCGAGAGCAGAAUAAGGACGAUGUCGCGCAUGUGCGGCUGCUCGAAGAGCAUCUCGCGGAGCGCGAGCGCAUUUAUGCGGACGUGAAGGAGGCCGCGGAGGCGGCGAGCAAGGAGUUCGCUGUGUACGAGAAGAAGGCGGUUGGGCUCGAGGAGCGCAGGAAGAACGCGAGCUCGAAGGCGAACAAGCUCAAGAAGUCGCUCAAGGAGGACGAGAAAGCGCGGAUUGAGGCGGAGCGCACGGUCGAGGAGAGCGGUAGGAGGAUUGAGAAGAACACUGUUGAGGUCGAGGCGAAGGAGGCGGAGCUCAAGCGCGAGGAGAAGGCGCUCGAGGCGAUCAUGGACAGUCUCAAGGACAAAACGCAGGUAUUCCACGACCAGAUCGAGGAGAAGCAGAAGGAGCUGCAGCCGUGGAACAAGAAGAUAAACGACAAGAAGACGGCGAUCGACAUUGCUGCGAGCGAGCGCGAUCUGAUCAGGAACACUGCGGAGGCGGCAAGGCAGGAGAUCGAGCAGGCGCAGACGGCGCUUGAGGAGGCGCAGGGCGAGCAUGAGGGCAAGCUCAAUGAACUUGAUGGUUGCAAGGAACAGAGGAAUAAUCUGCAGCGGGAUAGGCAGGUUGCGCAGCGUAAGGUCCAGGACGCGCAAGGGAAGUACCAGGAGUUGCAGGCAAAGGCGUCUUCGCUACGCCAGAGGGUCGACGAGGCAAAGGCGUCGCAAGCAGCCAGCACCUCGCAGAACCGCGUCCUGGACAGCUUGACGAAGCUCAAGCAGACCGGGCGUAUUGAAGGGUUCCAUGGCCGCCUCGGCGCACUGGGCACCAUCCCGGACAAAUACGACGUCGCAGUCUCGACCGCCUGCGGCGCGCUGCACAAUAUGGUCGUCGACACCGUCGAGCAGGGCCAAGCGUGCAUCGCCUACCUGCGCAAGAACAACGUCGGCCGCGCGUCCUUCAUGGUGCUCGAGAAGCUCCCGCACGACGCGCACCUGCAGCCCGUGUCCACGCCCGAGGGCGCGCCGCGCCUGUUCGACCUCAUCAAGCCCAAGGAGGCGCGCUUCGCGCCCGCAUUCUUCAAGGGCGUCGGCAACACGCUCGUCGCGAGCGACCUCGAGCAGGCGAACCGCAUCGCGUUCAGCGGGCCGAGGCGGUGGCGCGUUGUUACGCUCCAGGGGCAGCUGAUCGAGGCGUCCGGUGCGAUGUCUGGAGGCGGGACGCAUGUCUCGCGGGGCGCGAUGAGCUCUAAGCUCGCGGCGGAGGCGGUGCAGCCCGAGGUGCUGAGGACGUACGAGCAUGAGAGCGACGAGGCGGCGCAGGCGCGCGAGGACGCGCAUCGCAGGCUCAGGGGGCUCGAGGCGGAGGUGGAGGGCCUCGAGCAGAGCGGGCCUAAGCUAGAUCUGGCUAUCGAUAAGCUGGGCAUGGCGCUGGAGAGUGUGCAGAGGAGGAUUGUGGAGCACGAGAAGCGGGUGAAGCAGCUCAAGAUACAGCACAAGCCGAACCCGAACGACGCCGCGCGCAUCAAGAAGCUCGAGCAGGAGAUCGCGUCGUCCACAGGCGAGAUGAACACCCUGCAAGAAAAGACGUCCGAGAUUGAAGACUCCAUCAAGGCCCUGCAGAAGAAGAUCGAGGAGAUCGGCGGCUCGCGCGUGCUCUUACAGCGCUCCACGAUUGACAGCAUCAAGACGUUCACCAAGCUCGGCAACGAGGAGAUCGUCAAGGCCGAGUUUGCGAAGAACAAGGCCGAGCGCGACCUUGUCAAGCUCACGGGCACGAUCGAGGCGAACCAGCAGUCGCUCGCGGAGGCGGAGCGGGAUCUGGAGGAGCUGCAGGGCCAGCUGGAUGAGAACGCGGAGUAUCUGGCUGAGCUGCGGGAGAAGGUCGACGCGGCGCAGCAUGCGGCGGAGAACUCGAGGGACGAUUUGGAUAGCCUCAAGACUCAGCUGGAGGAGAAGCGCGAGGGGAUCCAAGACUUUUUGAAGAAUGAGUUCGAGCUUGAGACCAAGCUCGGCGAAAAUAGGAAGCUAGCGGAGGACAACGACAAAAACAUAGACCACUGGAGGAAUUUGCACGAUAACCUGAGGCUUGAGGAGAUUGAUGACGACGAGGACGAAGAGGAAGGGCAAGGCAAGGACGAGAAGGGCGAAAAUACCGAGGUGAAGCCUGAUCCAGACGCUCCGAUGGCAGAAGCCGAGGAGGAUGCAGAGGGGGAGGUGAAGGCCGAGCCCACCGAUGACGCGCCCAUACCCAAGAAGAAGAAGAAAGCCCGCGGGCACGAGUCAUCAGACGAGCUGCAUAGCUACGGUGAAGAAGAGCUCUCGCAAUUCAAGAAGCGCGAGCUCUUGGCGGAUGAGCAGUUCCUUGAUGAGAAGGUCAAGAACGCGAAGCCGAACCUUGGUGUGCUCAAGGAGUACAAGAAGCGCGAGGAGGAGUUCCUCCGCCGCGCCAAAGACCUCGAUGCGAUCACCGCGGAGCGCGACGAGCAGAAGGCGAACUACGAGGGCCUGCGCAAGCAACGCCUGGACGAGUUCAUGGCGGGCUUCAGUCUUAUUUCGCUCAAGCUUAAAGAGAUGUACCAGAUGAUCACGCUGGGUGGAAACGCGGAGCUCGAGCUGGUAGACAGCAUGGAUCCGUUCUCGGAGGGAAUCAUAUUCAGCGUCAUGCCGCCCAAGAAGAGCUGGAAGAACAUCUCGAAUCUUUCCGGCGGUGAGAAGACGCUCAGCUCGCUCGCGCUCGUCUUCGCGCUGCACGUCUUCAAGCCGACACCGCUGUACUUUAUGGACGAGAUCGACGCGGCGCUCGACUUCCGGAACGUGUCCAUCGUCGCGAACUACAUCAAGGACCGGACAAAGAACGCACAGUUCAUCAUCAUUUCUCUUCGCAACGACAUGUUCGAGCUGAGCCACCGGCUGAUCGGGAUAUACAAGACGUCGAACGCGACUCAGAGUAUCUCGAUCGACAACCACCUGCUCAUGGGCGCGCCUGCACCACCUGCGUCCAUGCUCAUACCGGCCAUACCGCCCUCGACAGCUUCACCGACGAAGAUGUCGCUGUCACCCGGGAAGGUCGCUGCAUGA
Molecule: messenger RNA, 5136 nt
Organism: Coniophora puteana RWD-64-598 SS2
Lineage: Eukaryota; Fungi; Basidiomycota; Agaricomycetes; Boletales; Coniophoraceae
Exons: 18
Coding region: 1-5136 (1711 amino acids)
Biological process (GO): mitotic chromosome condensation
Cellular component (GO): chromosome
Molecular function (GO): ATP binding; protein binding
Source: RefSeq, a predicted model, not a curated record